Molecule: messenger RNA, 1614 nt
Organism: Vanessa tameamea
Lineage: Eukaryota; Metazoa; Arthropoda; Insecta; Lepidoptera; Nymphalidae
Exons: 9
Coding region: 267-1523 (418 amino acids)
Source: RefSeq, a predicted model, not a curated record
AGCCGUCGUGACGAACGGACGUGAAGCUCCGUUCCGUUUUUCCACAAAUUUAUCUCAAUGAAAACUUGAAUCGGACCGAACUCUGUGGUAUAAGCUGUGCUCUUUUGUGUGACGUUUUGUGCACGUUUAAACUUCGGAUUUUGUUUUAUUUUAUAAAAAAAAUGCAGAGCAGAAAACGUCAGAAGAAACGGAGACCGAAGUGGAGUGCAGUGAAAUGAGUUCGACAAGGGAAUAUGUGACUUAAUUUUGUACACAUAAAGUUAAAAAUGGCAUCGUAUUUCAUAUGCCCAGUGGGCAAAAUUUCCAAUAGAGAUUUGUUGUUGGUGGUUUUGUUUUUGUGUCAAACAAUAGUUUGUGACAGCCAGUGUCCGAAGUUCGCGGAGAGACCUUUGGAGACAAGAGUUCAAGACGCUUCCAUAGUUUUUAGAGCUGUGGUGGUACAAACAAAUUAUCAGAUUAAAACGCUAGAUUUGGCACUCGUGUCGAUAUAUAGAGGAGGCGUGGAACUAGCAUCCGUCAGUCAAUACUCUGGUUCACCGUACAAUACCACAGACAGACAGGUGAAUCUGAAAAUAGGUCCUCAACUUGAGAAUUGCUUCAAUUGGAGCAUGGCGCCGCAGAGUGAAUUGGUGGUUUUCGCAAGGGUCAGUGAUCCAGCAGUGGACCUAGAAACAACACCUCCAGAUGGCCCAUGGUUAGAAGCAACUGCUGCUGCGGUUCCUUGGAGCCUGGGUGUUGAUAUAGCUAUAUGGAAUGCCGUUGGUUGGGCAGGAUGGGGAGAGUGGGGACCUUGCAGUAAAACCUGUGGGGGAGGGAGACAGAUACGCAGGAGGUACUGCUCUAAGCCGUCUUGUGAGGGUUACGGCGAGCAAGGGAGGUCUUGUAACUCCUUCGACUGUGAGGGUACUAUAAAUCCUCUUGCACCGGGCGCAAGACGUAACUUCCAUCCUGCGCAGGCGCGCUGGGGUCCAGUACCAGACCGGCCUCAUGCUUUCAGCUUAAGACCAAACUCAUACAUCUGGAUUGCGUCAUCAGAACUAUUCGCCUCGGGGAAGACAUUUCCAAGAGAAUUCACGCUUUUCAUUUCUUUGAGGUUAAGGCCAGAGAGUGGCGGUUACGGACAAGGUACUCUAUUCUCCCUCCGUUCUCGUCGUCGAACGGGUUCAUUCUUAUCACUUGAGCUAGCUGGUAGAGGAGCUGCUCGCCUCGUCCACGCGGGUGGAGGAUCUUCAAGAUCUAUUUACUUAGCUGUACCUUUGUAUGACUUCAGAUGGCAUCAUAUUGCCAUUAGCGUUCACGAUGACAACACGGUUCGAAUCUACGUUGAUUGCCGCUGGCUGAGAACCGACGUCCUUGAAAAGGACGCUUUAGACACACCGAGGGACGCUGAUCUCAUUAUCGGCUAUCUUUUUUCAGGAGAUUUAGAACAAAUGGUUCUUGUACCAAAAGCCGGUCAAGCUCACAAGCAGUGCUCGAGUCAAGUGACAGGCAUCGCUCCCUUCGUUACACUGCGGGACACGUAAACAGGUAUACUAAUUUGAAUUAGGAAAAUGUUUUACUCUUUUAACAUGUUUAUAAAUAUAAUCUAUCACUCGUUUUUUAUUAUUUCGUUUU